CAUCACCAAGGAGAGGACAGAGGUGGUGUUUGAGGGCACGCAUGCCUGGGAUCCUGAUGCGGCUGAUGCAGUGUGGGAGGAAUACGAGUUCAAGUGCAAGCCCGGAAGGAUAGAUGCAACGCCUUGCCUCAUCUCACCCUAUCAUUACCGCCUUGACUGGUUGAUGUGGUUUGCUGCAUUUCAGUCAUACGAACAUAAUCCCUGGAUCAUUCAUUUAGCUGGCAAAUUUCUAAUGAAUGAUGCAGAAGUUUCAACAUUAAUUUCACACAACCCAUUCCUUGGCAAAGACCCUCCAAGAUUUGUACGGGCACUUCACUAUAGAUACUGGUACACAAGCCUAUGGGAUGUAGAUAGGCGACACUGGUACAAACGUUCAAUAAAAGGCAUUUAUCUCCCUCCUGUAGACAUACGUAUGCUCAAACCACUCUUCAGGCGAAUGCAGUGGAGAUCUCUUGGUUGAUUAGAAGUAGAUGCUAUAAUUAUGCCUUUGUUAAGUUUGUUGAUCUUGAAUAUAGGAAUAUUGUUGAUAUUUUCUUUACAAAGGAUAUAUAUGUGUAUAUAAUUUUUUUGGUAUUUGAUGCAUAUCAAACUUCCACAUUAGUUUUGUUGGUGCAAAUUUAUUGGUUUUACUUGUACAUUGAAGUAUUAUUACUUUAUGCAAGUAUUUUCAUUAACCCAUAAAAGGUCACCCAUAUGUGUGUACAUGAAUGCUAAGGGUAUGAUUUAUGAUCAGUCGUGUAUAAAUGUGUUCUUCAAUAUCCAGCCAGAAGUGGAUAAGAUGAUUGUAAUAAUUGCAGUCAUUGUGUCAAUUUUGUUGGGUAAUAGGAAGAUUCUUGCCAAGAUAAAAGAAAGUAGACCAAACCUGUUUUAGAAUGGUUGAUUAUAUUUUCAGAAUAUGAUGUAAAAUUCAGAAUGAAUUUGAAUUCCCUGUGGAAACCUGCAGAUAAGUUCAGUUGGGAUUCUAAAUAACAGUCUGAGGCACCUCAGCGGUGUACAUUUUUUAAAUUGGCAGUGCCAUAUUUCCAUGCUUCAUUUUUGGUGUGAAUAGUAUGUAAUGAGAAUGAACCAGCAAAUCUGGUGCUGUCUGGCCUCUUUCCUCAGGUUUCAGGGCCAUAGAGAGGUAAUCCUCUUCUCAUUUUAUGUAUUACCUCCUAUUGCCUCACUCCCUUUCCCACUCAGUCAUCCUCCAGACCAUUAUAGGCUACUUACUUAACCCGUAAUCCCAUCCUCUCACUUUUCCCCAAGGAUCCUCUUAUUUCCCCUCUUGCAAUCAUAUCCAAGCCUUGUAGAAGGUACUCACCAUAUAACUUUGUAUUUCUUAUUGCUGUUAUACCACUUAUGCAUAUAAAUACAUGCUUUAUUGAUUUAUUAAUUCAGAUAAAGGUUUUUAUUUCUUUAUUUGUGUUUUAUUUACAGCUUUUGAUAAAUGUGCCCAUUUUUAUAAUUUUGCAGAGUAUCUUUUUCAAACUUUCAAACAUCAAAGGCCAAAUUUUCUCAUACUUAAAGUUCAGUGUGUGGGGUUAAAUGCAGUUAGGGCUGAAUAACUGCAGUCCUUAGUGAUUAACAGUUUUCAUUAUUUUUUAAAGUUUGUGUGAGAUGUUUGAUCAAAAAGAUAGAGAAGAAAAAAGACCAGGGGAGGUACCAUUACUUUAGAUUAACAUGACCUUUUACGGGUUAAGAAUGUUAAGGAUUUACCACAACUAUUAUCUGAUGGAAAAUUUUCUUUUCUUCAAAAUCUUCCUGCAUUGUUUACAUGGUUCAGAAUUAAUGACUCCUGGAAGACCUUGUUAAAGCAUAACUUUUUUGAAGGCAAGAAUUUUAGUCAAGAUUGUCAUCAUCUGGAAUUUCAUCAACAUAACUUAGACCUUGUUGACUUUGGAAAUAGUGUAAGUAGCAUAGUUACAUGUCAAGUUUUACUGAUGGAUGAUGUAAUGAUGGGUUACGAAUAUCAUGCUGUUAUUCACAUAUAUUUAUUAGGCUAAGUUUUAAAACAGGCAUGUCAAACUCAUUUGCUUUGGCAAGCCAGUUAUAGUAGAAGUAUGAUUUGAGUAGGACAGACAACAUAAGUAGUGUGAGAGAUAAAAGAUCCCUCGAUAAGUUGUUUAAAAUUAAGUAAAGAAUUUUAAAGGGAAUGGACAAACGGGCCAUUUGAUUGAAAAGUCUAAGGUAGUGUUGGGACACAUGUUUGACAUUCCUGCUUUAAAGCAGUGCUCAUGAUAAAGGAGAAAGGAUUUGCUGAAGUUGUUUACUGAGAUCUUAAACUACUGUUACACUAUUCAUGAAUAAUAAUGGAAUUUAUAGCUUCCAGUAGGCAGGGUAUUGUCUGUCCACUGGUUUAGGAUAAAACAAUCAUCCUGCAGAUUAUUUAUUUUUUGCAAUUAGCCAGUCUAUAACCAUUGUGAUGGAUUCAACCUCUUCUGCCCAUUUUAACACUGAGUGACAAAGAAAUACAUGAAAAUGUAAGACAAUUGAUUUUUUAUGAAUAGUAUGAUAGUGCCAUUGCCUUUUUUUCUUUUGUAUACCUAAUGCAAGUGUUCCUGGUGCAAGCGCAAAAAUUUCCAUUUUUCUAUCACUUAAGGUUCAAAUUUUGUGCCUUGGUGCCUGUUGACAUUGAGCUUAAUAUAUACCUGUGUAAAGCUUAGUUGAAUUGAAUUCAUGUUACCUUCUUUUUAGUCUAGGUUCUGAUUUUUUUUUCCAGACUUUUGAUGUUCAUAAUAUGUCUUCAGCUUUUGUAAAGAAAAGAUUGUGACUGUACUUUGUCUCAUUUAUUUUAAACUUUUAAGUAUGAUUCUGAGAUUAUGGAUAUCAUGAAUGUGAACCCAUUCACUUCAUAUGUAGAAAUUAGUGUAGGUUAAAUAUAUCAACAUCUAUGACCACACUUCCUAGCCAUUUGCCUCUGACACUGGUAAUUAAGAUUAUCAAGUGAAAUGUAGUGUAAUCAUAAAUUUUGUGAAAUCUUAUUGCAAUAGAGAGAAAUAGUUAAUGUCUUGUCAGUUUAGCAGGGAUAAAUGUACCUGUAUUGAUAUGAUACUCCAAACCCUCCAUCUUUGGAAUAUGAUAGUGAAACUGACACAGAAAUCAUUUUCAUUAAAGCCAGUGGCAUUAUAAUGUUUUUGAACAUUGCCUGGUCAGUCACCUCUACCUCAAAAACAAAAAAAUUCAAAACAAUCAGCUUCAGGUUAAGCUCGGAUAAUAAAAUCCUGUCUUGUUACAUAAAUAACUAUGCAAGAUCUCCAUUUUCCAAGCAAGUAUCCAGAGAUUGUUCUUGGCAGUCCUUUGGUACUACCAGGUCUUUCUUUUCCUUAACUUUCUUACAUAAGGUUGCAGAUCUGUAACAACUUACCAUAAAUUGAUGGUGACAUUAGUUACUGUAUCGUACGUGUAACUGAAUUUGACAGAGCUACCUUCAACUUUUUAAAGUGUCUAAAUUUUAGAUAGCCUUUUGUUCCAAAUCUACAAACAAAUGUGUGACAAGUUUUGUGAUGAGAAGCUUGUAAAUACAUCAUCUGUCUAUUGACAAUUUUUCUUUUCUUAUACUGCCUUCCCUUUGAUUAAUCAUCCAGCAAGAUUAAUGUUGCAUGUAACGGGUUAAAAGCAUCCUACAUUUACGGAUUUGUAUAGACUAAAAUAUCAUAAGUUGAUGUAGUAAGUAACAAUUCACUAAUACAGAAACCAUGACUUUCCUACUUAUAAGUAAAAUGUGUAUGGACUACACUUAUCAUAUAUCAGAGUCAGUUCUUAUACUUUAAUAAAAAUGUAAAUAAAAAGCCCAAGAGUGAAGUAUCAGUUUUUCUAACAAAGUCUGAUUUUGAGAUUAAUAAUUUGCUGCUAAGCAUAGUAAUGUCCAUUUUAAAGUAAUGUCCUUAUCAGUAUAAGGAGUUCUUGGUUAUGAUAAUUUUUUCAAUGCAGGUUAUGUAUUUUGGUUUCAUGAGCAAUAAAAAAUAGCCUCCAUA
Penaeus vannamei (Pacific white shrimp) is the source of this 3953-nucleotide messenger RNA. Lineage: Eukaryota; Metazoa; Arthropoda; Malacostraca; Decapoda; Penaeidae. The record is from RefSeq and is a predicted model, not a curated record.